AUGUUCGUUCAUGCUUUUUGUGUCACAUAUAUGGUGCUAUGUAUGGGGCCCGUCCUGAUAUCAACACAGACCAUUCCUCGAAUGAUACCCGCGGUGUUAGGGAGCUCUGUGACUCUGGACUGUACCGUGUCGCGGUCCGCAAACUCAUUCCUGGUCUGGGAGAAAAUAACACCCACAAAGAUUGUUAUCGCCAUUAACGAUAAAUUACAAAAUGGAUUCCAAAACUCUUCAAAAAUAUCUGUUCACUUACGUCACGAUGGCUCGACAUCAUUAGAACUGAAGUCGAUGGGCCUGAUGGAGGAUGGCGAGUACAGAUGUUAUGACGUCAUAGAUUUGUCGACGGCGGAUAAAUUUGACGUCACAAUUUUGGUGCGCCCGUUUGACGAUGGGGUGUCUUCACUGAUUGGUCAGAUAGAUGAGGGCACCCAGCAGACGAUUACGUGCACCGCGGAUGGCGGGAAACCCUCGCCGAGCAUAGAAUGGUAUCUUUUGAGCCCUGAUGUCAAUAGGACGAGAUUAACUGGCAGUGAAGAAGCCAGACAGUAUCCGAACGGGACUUGGUACAAAAGGAGCAAUCUAACCUUUACGGUGACGAGGGAGAUGUACCGAAGUACUUUGUACUGUUUAGUCAACACAGGACCCAUCCCCUUCUACAACGAAAGCUUUCAGACACAACUGGAUGUCAAUCUAUCACCUUUAAUGCCAGCAAUUGGGUACUUUACGGGUCUAUUCAACGACGGGGAAACAAAAACCAUUACCUGCACAUCGGCCGGAAGUAGGCCAGCAGCUACCAUUGAAUGGUACAUAGAUGGCGCUAAAUUACAAAACACUAUUCAUGAGGUACUACCGAGGUCUGAUGGAACAUUCUUUGUAACCGGAAUUUUAUCCGUUAAAUUCGACAAAAGUAUGAGUGGACGUCAAAUGAGAUGUGCCGCUUCAAACUCCGUAACACAUACUAAUGGCGUCGGCGAUGUCAACAGGACACUCACACUUCUUGUAACGUAUGCACCUCAGAUAACGUCGGAAAACGGAACAAGGGAGGUAACUGAGGAUUCCGACGUCGUUCUCACUUGUCAGGUCGAUGCGAGGCCCAUGCCUUUACCACAAAAUAUAUUCUGGCGCCACAAUAACAACAUUAUAGCCUUGGGAACAGGGAGUAGAUUUAACUACACUUCAAGUCGAGUAGCCGAUCUUCACAUUUCUUCCGUGAAAAGAGAGGACGCUGGGAACUACGAGUGUCAGGCUCUAAACACGAUUGGUGUUGGGGUAGGACAAAAAGUCCACAUCGAGGUGUCAUAUCGCCCAUUUUGUACACAAGGUAGCGUUGUAAGGCACGCUGUGAAGCUUGGGAGCUCUGUGACGGUCACGUGCACAGUUGAUGGUAAUCCUGGGAAUUCCACAAUUAAAUGGCGUUACAAAGGAACUGGGAUAACUAUAACUCCUAGUGUUUCGAAUCAUGUAGUAUACGGUAGACCGAGGGAAACAGUUUCUACGGCUGUCAUUUCAGUGACAGACGACUGGCAGUACACAGAUGUUGAAUGUGUCGGAUCGAACGCAAUUGGUGAAUCCAGAUCGCCAUGUAUUUACCGCAUAGUGAGACCAGGUCCUCCGGAAGUGCCCACAAACUGUACGUGGUCCUCGCUAAAUGACGUGGAGAUUCGCGUGCAAUGCAAUCCCGGGUUUGAUGGAGGAUCCGGUCAAUAUUUCGUCCUUCAACAGUCAGAGAGUGGCGGUCAGUAUGAAACGACCAAGAAUGCUACAGUGGCCAUGUUUGUAGUAUCCAACCUAAAGGCAGGAACUCGCUAUUCGUUCAAGAUAUGUGCAAUAUCUGACCUAUAUCCACAACUUCCCAGUUGCUCUUCUGAAGUAGCAGCCCAGACAUCCGAGGGGAUAAAUGACCAACAAGCUUUGGCAUCCGCAGGAAGUCCGAAUAGCGCCCCCUAUAUCGCUGCUGGAGUCAUGGGAGCUGUUGUCCUUUUCAUUUUAAUUGGAAUUAUCAUCUUCUUUGUUCGGAGAAGGAGACAGCUGGACAAGGACCCACAGGAAUCCACCUGGAACCAGAACAAUAUCCCAAACACAGGCCAAUCAAAACAAGGAGAAUCAUGUCAUGUGAUAGGAACAUCAAAUGGCUCUAGUUUAACGAAAAACGCAAAUAUCGUCCAAAAUUCUUGCGGAGAACGUGGUAACAACCAGUUCAUAUUGGCGGAUGGUAACGAGGCUAUUGUAAGACACAUUAAUCCAUAUGAUAUAAAGAACUUUGACCCGGAAGUUGAUCAUUCGAUCUCCAAUAAGAUGAGGGUAUACCAAGUUCCUUCCCACCAGCCACUGAUAGAGGACAAUGUCAACGUAAAGACGAAGAAAGGAGAUGACUUUGACGUUAAUGACUUUCAAGACUGGCUAAAAGAGACUCCGUCACAUUUUGGUGAUAGUUCAAGGCAUAACCUUUGUUACAGUGAAGCGGAUAUUUCAAUGGCAACAACGGAUCGCAGAUACAGGCCACCUAUUGAUGACAAAAAAUCUGUGUCUUUGGAGAUUAUACCGAAUACAAAUGAUUCAAAGUUAGAUGAUUCUGGUUUGACCUUUCAAACAAAUCUUUUAUCACAUUUCAUAACCAUAGAUAACUAUACAGAAGAAAACGAAAGUUCAAGGUCAUCGAGUUCCUUCAGUUCGAAACUCAAAAGUUGUGUCAUACCAACAGACCCUAUAAGCGGGGAAACAGAUACGGAAAAAAAAGAAGGCAUUUCCGUGGAUAAUAACAAACAACCGGUAAAGAGGUCGAGUUACAAACUUGCAAUGCAUAAUAAUGAUGAUUUCACAUUACACGACUUUUUCUCGGCAUCUGUAGAGGCAUUGGCCGCACUUGAUGCCACACUUGAAGACGUCACACCACUGGACAUCAGUAAUAACAGUGACUCAUCCGGGUCUUUCAAGAGUAGUAGUGACAAUAUUGACCGACACAUCAAAGAAGAGAAUCCAAAACGUCUUUCGGAAGACAACGACUUGCCACAUAAAGAACAUGUAAAACGGUGCCAUAAUGGACGCGAGACGAAAGAGGAUGAUACAUGUCCGGAACAGGACUAUGUUGAAAUGUCUUUCUUGUCCGGUGAACCAGAUGAGCCGAUACCUAAAGUUCCUGACAAGGUCUACCUUGAAGAAACUUCAUCACGCGAUAAACUGAAAUGUGAUGAGACGGCUGCAUUAUCGAAUUUACCUAGCACAGAGGUUGUGUUUACUGAUGACUACAUUGAUAUGGCGACAAUACCUGCAAAGCAAGUGAAUGUUUGUAAGAACGCGUUACAGGACGAAGGAAGCAAGGAUGAGUCGAAUGACUUACCUGGCAGUAAAGGCCCUAUUGAGAAGAUAAGGCUACGGUGCAAGCGUGUUAAUGUUAAGACUCCGGUGCCAUCUGUUGGUGAUGAUAAAAGUGAUACAUCCUACAGUUCCGAUACCUCUUCAGAAAGUUCAUCUAGCGAGUGUGAUUCAGAGGAAUUCACUACCCCACAGGAAUCAGGGAACAAUCGAAAUCCCUCUGAACAGGAAGAAAUUGAUAAAAAUAUACCUUUUAUGGACAGUGGUGAUGAGGCAGAAAUGAAAACUACAACAGAGGAUAGCACAUCUCCAGUAUAUUUCUGA
This is a messenger RNA of Ylistrum balloti, 3633 nucleotides long. RefSeq lists its product as uncharacterized. Gene Ontology annotation, molecular function: protein binding. The transcript is spliced from 12 exons. The record is from RefSeq and is a predicted model, not a curated record. Bases 1 to 3633 code for a protein of 1210 amino acids. Lineage: Eukaryota; Metazoa; Mollusca; Bivalvia; Pectinida; Pectinidae.